Auanema sp. JU1783 is the source of this 549-nucleotide messenger RNA. NCBI's taxonomy places the organism in Eukaryota, Metazoa, Nematoda, Chromadorea, Rhabditida, Rhabditidae. The record is from the annotation of a GenBank genome assembly.
AUGGUUCGUAAACUAAAACUUCACGAGCAGAAGCUCUUAAGAAAGACAGAUUUCGUUCAAUGGGAGGUUGAUCAGUUCGGUAAGCAGAAUGAUAUGCUUAGAAGAUUUCACAUUCAAAAGAGAGAACAGUAUUCUAUGUAUAACAAAUUGGCUAGCGAGGCCAGAGCCAUCGCUGAACAGCUGAAGGAGUUACCUUUGAACGAUCCUUUUAGAAACAAGUGUGUAAAGGCAAUGCUCAGCAAAUUUUAUGCCGUCGGAUUGAUCCCCACUGCCGACAGUGCUGAAAGAUUAGGAAAGGUUAGUGGUGCUUCUUUCGCCCGUAGACGCUUGCCAGUGGUUAUGAAGAAUUCAGGAAUGGUAGACAGUAUCAAGACUGCUAGUGAUUUUGUGGAACAGGGCCAUGUACGUGUAGGACAUAAGUUGAUUACUGACCCAGCAUUCGUUGUAACCAGGGCUCAGGAAGAUGCUAUCACAUGGACUAAUGCCAGUAAGAUCAGGCAACACGUUGCUGAAUAUAACAAUAACCGCGAUGACUACGAAUUGGCUUGA